Molecule: messenger RNA, 7287 nt
Organism: Scedosporium apiospermum
Lineage: Eukaryota; Fungi; Ascomycota; Sordariomycetes; Microascales; Microascaceae
Exons: 3
Coding region: 1-7287 (2428 amino acids)
Cellular component (GO): cytoskeleton
Source: RefSeq, a predicted model, not a curated record
AUGCUCGGGGUUCUCGUGAAGACGUCGCCUCAACAAUCGUCGCCGUCCCGUCCUGCAGGGGACGGAAACUCCGAGGCAUCCCGGGCUCAAUCUCCAGAGCACCCUCAGUCCCCUGCCCUCUCGACGACCUCGACAGCGGACUGCUCUUUGGAAGACUCUCCCAUCCUACACUCUCUACCCGCCCCGACCCUUCCUAGCAGGGCGUUAGAACUACUCAGGACCCCUCCUGCACUCGACUCGGACGACGAACCUCCAUACGUCACGGCCAGUUGGGGAUCCCCCUAUCCACAGACUCAUCGAGAGCAUCUCCGAGAGGAGAGUCUGAGCAGUGAAGCAUCGGAAGACUCGCCUAUUCAUCAACUCGAGCUUCAUACGCCGUUUCUACGCCCGCCCCCCGAGUUCGCACGAGAACUUGCGGACCAGUCAAACUACGCUUUCGUGAGCGCUGCUGUUCUCGCUAACCGCGCGAGGCGCCCAACUAGGGGUCUCACUGAGGAGUGGAUUCGCCAGCAUACGGCCGACGACUCUGCUGAAGGUCGCCCCUGGCUUAGUGACGGUACUGAAGAUAGUGAGCCCUCUUCACUGAGAGGUUCCGCUUCUAGUAACAUUGGCUGGCUUGAGCCGUACGACUUGCAGACGCCUCGAGCUAACCCCAACCGGUUACCCUCACGAGAAGUCUCUCGAAGACAUCCACGCGCCCGAUCCAGCGUGGAAACUCUUACACCCGAAUCUCACGCGCGCGAUACCGGUUCUCCGAGAGUCAUAGGGAAAAUGGCUACUGAAGCGGACCAGACAACUGCGCCAGUGGCUGUGCCCGAAACAGCUGCACCAGCCCCCGUUCCGAAGGAUGGCCAUCUUCCUCCUGAGACCCCUCCGCGGCCGACUGCCACGUUGGCAAAGGAAGCCCGGACUCCCAAGUCUCCUGCAAAAUCGACACCGUUAAGGUUAAAGUCGAAUGAACAGCCUUCGCAGCCUCGGCCAAAGAAGAAAGUCCCAUGGAAGGGAAAGAAUAUUAUGGUGCUCCUCCCUUUGGAUGAUCAUCGCGGCCAGGCCAACCAACCGCCUGCUCCCCUUACGCAGGGUGAAGUUGAACGCAUGUAUAGAGAUUGGGAAGAGCUAGGCUAUAAUGUCCGUGGUUUUGAUCUCAACAGGGAUUCAUCGCGCCCUGGUGAAGCUUCCCAGAGCCGAGCUUUCUGGCCCGACCACCGCGACAUGGAAAGGGAACACCGGAACCGACAUUUUGUUGUCACUUUGCCGGACUUGAAUGCUUGGAAAAAUUAUGUUGAUGAGCUGAACGAGGCGAAACUGCGUGCUCUGGGCGUGUCAAGUCAUGAUGAGGAGCCACCGCCCCUCCCAUCCGUCUCGCCGGUGACAUCAACGACGAGCCGAAUCCCGUCCAGCCAGCUUCCGGGACAGCCGUUUUCACCCCCUAUCCCGCCGUCUUCCGCUUCAAGCAACCACUUCCCGUUCCCGGCACCCUUCAUACCUGGCGGGCGAGGAUCAGCGGUUACAAGCCCCGGCAUUCCAUCCACUGUUUCACCGGUCUCCUUCGCUAUUCCGCCUGGGAAAUAUAAUCCUCGCCAGUCAAUCUCGAUCCCUGCCACGUCCUCGCCCUUCCAGAUCCCGCCCCAGCCAUCACCGCAAAACUGGGCUCAGCAGGCUCUUCUCAUGCAAUCGGUGAACCGUGGCGAUUCUCCUGCCCUGAGUCUCAAUGGGUUGAUCUCUCCUUCCUCGCCUUUCCAGACUGGUAGCCCGGCAUUCAACACCCACCAAAGGCACCAGUCUUUGCAGUAUCCUCUCUUGCCUCAUCAACAGUUGCCGCUCUUCCCUGCUAGGGCGACCCCCACUCUCCAAGAACUACGCGAGGUGGAUGAGGAUGGAUUGAGCAAGAGCCCCUCCAAGACUCCUGAACCUCUCAAGGAGAACCCCGAUGACCUUCAGAGGGAGAUUGAGGAUGCGGAGUACCAUCUCGAGGAGCAGCUCCGAAAUGAGCUAGAGCACGAGGACUAUAGUCCUCACAACCAAGAUAACAAGGUUGAGCAAGGCAUCCAUCUUCCAGACUCCGAUGUCUUCCCCUCAGCCCAUGGCCGUCAGCAAUCUGUUCAGUUUGCUCUCCCUGAGCAAAUUCUCAGCAAUGCCGGACCCGAUCCCGUUCUUCACCAUCCACGACCGCACAGCAGAGGGCAUUCCCUCUCGCACAACUUCUUCACGCGUCACGAAGAUUCCGGGACCCCUGGAGACCCCAAUGCCGGUUUCGGCCGAUUUAAGGUGCCCGCCGAUUCUAGCUCUCAGAAAGCAGAGGAAUCCUAUGAGAUUAUCACGAAUCCCAGCAACCUCGGUACCCCCGUGCAAGACUUCGAUUUGGCCACCGUUCUUCAGGAGAACACGCAUCAACGCGCAUUCUCUACUGCAAGCAACCCUUGGAACGACUCGGCCUCGGUCACCAGUCAAUCCGGCGCUCGUCGAUUGAGCCAUGCCAGCAAGCCUUCCACCUCGAAGCUCAAUGUCAAGGCGCCAGAGUUCAAAUUCAAUCCCGAGAGCACCUUCAAACCCGGGCAGUUCGUCUUCGGAGGAAACUCAUUCCAGCCACAGCCGACUUUGCUGCAGACGAACCCCCUCUUCCAAGCACCUCCGCCGUUGUCAGCAACUUCGAGCCAGUUCAGCAUGUCCACUACCUCCAAGAUUAAUGUCAACGCGCCAGUUUUCUCCCCCCAGAGUGAUUUCAGUUUCUCGUCAUCUGGUCCCAAAUUCCGACCGGAUGCUCCUUCAUUCACGCCAUUCGGCGGCGCAUUUUCUGAUACGAUUACUAGUCCGUUCUCGGGUUCAGAAAGCGGAGGCAAGCGGUCUGGCUCCAUCUUUGGCGGUAUUGAGAUCCCUGCUCCAGAGACCAUCACGCCAGCGAAGAAAUCCAAGGCGAUCCCCAUUGUCCGACCCCCAAGCCAUCACUCAUCGCGCGCUCCGUCCGUCGAUGGCCGGCAUGAUGAUCGUCCCAUCCCAGAGGAGUCUCGCGUGAAGCGUGCCCGUGCCUCCCCAGCUGAUGAUGCUGACGCGGUACCUCUCUUCGCGGAGCCGUCGGCAACACAGGAGUCUCCUGCUCUUAAGGCUGAUGAUACGGAACAGACUCCUCAGCCCCAUAUCCUCGAAGACCACAGGUCUGGUGAUGAAACUGCGGGUCUUGCUGACACUUCUAUGUCUUCGAUGUUCACGUCAGAAGCUACCGAUGCUAAGCCCACUGCACCCACGUCUGUGAACAGCCCGUCCGAGACCUCUCCAUACUGGGGAUCUUUCGAGUUCGAGAACAGGGCAGACAUGCAGAACUUCAACAAUGCCUUGCCGCCAGGUGAAAAGCAGCCCUCUUUCCGAGGCCACAAGAAGUCUCUCUCAGCUACUGCGAAGCCCUUCACUCCAGGCGCCUUUGCUUACCGUGAUCUAGCCAAUGGCGAAACCAUUGACGCGAAGUCUGAUGUCACCGACGAGGAGAAGCUAGAUGAAGAGACACCCCGCCCCGGUAUUGUGGCUCCAGAACUCAAGAGAAAGGCUGCCGAGGAUGAGGAGACCGAAGAAAUCGAAGAGAAGGACGAGGAGCCGACAUUGGAGAAGGAAACUCAUCUUGAACCCGAGCCGGCCCCAAGGGUGGCUACUCCACCCCCUCUCCUCCAUCGCGUCCCUCAAGGGCUGGCUGCUUCCAGAUACGCCUCUCCUCCACCCAAGGGUCUUGGCGCUUCUCGAUUUGCCUCCCCUACCCCCGAACCCGAGAUGGUGGUGGAACCUUCUCCUGAGCCUACACUGGGAGCCGAAUCAGAUCACGAGAAGCCGACACCCCGCUUCUCCCCCUCGCCGGAGCCUGAGGCCGAGCCCGAACUUGAGCCAGAACUCGAACUCGAGCCUGAACUUUCCGAAGAAGAUGCUCCGGUCGAGCGAGAAGUCGUUGGGGACUUAUCCGUUGAACUGGAUUCGGUCGAGGAAGCUGCAUCUGAAGUGGAGUCGCUCGAUGUCACCCUUGAGGAGCCCGUAGCUGCCAAGGAGAGCACAAGGGAAGUUGAGGACCAAGGCCCAACCUUCGAGGAGAUCGACGCAGUUAUGCGACAUAUCAACGAGAACGAUCCCACCAAGGGUGUUAACAGGACCCACGACGAAUCUCCCAGAUGGCUCCAGCCAAGCCCCACGCGGCAGAUCCCACUUACGCUUGUCAGCGGCGAAUCCCCCAUCCACCUCCCGCCUACUCAACACUUCCGCAGCGACGCGCCCAGUCCUAGCCCUCGCCGUUACCAUGCUUUGCCCGGUGAGGCUGUACGCCCGAUGAUGACCACUGAGCUGGAUGAUCCCUUCAUCGAUGGACAGGGAAGUAUUCGGUCGUUCGAGGGAGCCAUCCACCGUCUCGACGUCGACAAGGUCAUUCCUGGAAGCGACUGGGAUGAAGAUUUCAGCAACGAUGAGCAGGACAAAUUAGAGAGCCGCGUCCAAUUCUUCGAUGGGCGUGUUAAUGAUGUUGUUGGCAACAUCCUAGCCGCCCGUCUCGAUCCUGUGGAGAGGUCUUUGGAUGCUAUCCAUCGUGCACUCUCAUCUCUCUCACGCCGGGCUGCGUCAUCCCAUCGCGAGCGACGCAGCAUCUCCCAAGAGAGUGACGCCGACGACGAAGAUGAUGAGCCUGCCCCCCGCCGUUCGAUGAGUCCCCAACGUAACCGUCGUGUAGAGCAGAUUAGGACCGCCGUUCUCGACGCUCUAGCAACUCAUCAACGCGCCAUGCCUCCUCCGGUUGCGCCCGACACUACCGCCCCCAGCGAAGGGGCUUUGGUCCUGAAGGCCUUGGAAGAUAUGAAGGAGCACUUCGGUACAUCAAUGAGGCUUGACUUCCGCGGCGAGGACCUGCGUAAUAUCGUCGAAGAGGCUGUUGAGCGACGCAUGCCCCCAACCCCUCAACCAGACAAGGACGCAGAGACAAAGCUUGAGGAAUUGCAAGCUAAGGUCAUUGAUCUUGAGCAGCGCCUUCACAUUGAGCAAAUCAAGGUCGAAAAGGAGGUUGAGGACCGCCGUGCCGCUCAGGAUCUCACUGCUGAACUCGGCCGCAAGCUCGAGGCGGCCGAGACCAAGGUGGAAGUUGAAAUCUUCAAUCGCAGCGUCUUUGACCAGCGCGUCGCUGACCUGGAAGAGAAACUGCGUAUCCAGGAAGAGCAAUCUGAAAAGGAACUCAGUGGCCGUCGCGCAGCGGAAGACCGAUUGUCAGAAGUUCAGCGGCUUCUCAGAAUCGCCACCGAGGAGGAAACUCGGCUCCGCGAGACUCUCGACGAGAGAGAGCAGAGGAUCAAGUCCAUGGAACAAGCCAAUAGCAAGACGACCAUGCGGCUCGCACUCCUUGAGGCUGCCCAGACCAAUGCUACCCAAUCGCGCUCCGAACUUACUAACAGGAUUAAUGUUAUGGAAAGUGAUCUUCGCAAUGCCAAGCAAGAACUCAGCCACUGGAGAUCCGAGGCUGACCAUGCUGGAGAGAAGGUGCGGCGCUUGGGUGGCGACCUCGAUCAGGCCUUGAAUGAGAAGAGACACCUCCACAAGGUCUUGGAUACUCUCGGAACUCAACUCGAAGAAAACGAGCGCGUGCGCGAAACCUGGAGGGGCAAGUUCAUCUCUGUUCAGGAAGAUAUGGCAAGGGCUGCCGCCCAGAUCACUGAAGAGAAUGCUCGCCGAACCAAGAAGGAGCAGGCCCUUAUCGCUAGGCAGGAGGUCCUUGACGCUAAGCUUCAGGCCGAAGCUCGCACUCGAGAGCGUUUGGAGACCGAACUCGAGCGCCUCGAGGGUAUCGAACGACAAGGAAUGCGGGCUGUCACUGAGUCCAAACGACUGGAGACUCUACUCACUGAUCUCAGGAAUGAGAACCAUCAGCUACACCAGACGGCCAUGCGAUACCAGCGAGAGUUCGAGGAGGCUCGCGAGUCCGGCGCGAGUGAAGUCCAACGCAUCCGCGUAGCUAUGCAGACACAGCUGGAUGAAGCCAACAAUCACGUCAACGUUGUGAGGCAAGAGCUUGAGGAACAGAUUUCAAAGCUCAGGUCCGAGCUUGACCACACCCGACUUGAUGUGGACUCGGCUAAGGCCCAGAGUGAAAUGUUGCUCGAGGAGGCUCAUUCUACCAAGGCGACGGAGAUCCAGCGACUCGUAGAGAAGCACCAGAACGAGAUGGAGGAUAUACAAACUCGAUACGAACGACAACACAGCAAUGCUGUUGAUGAAGCUCAGACAAGGGAGCAGCGACUCCUCGAGCGCCUCAGCCUGUCGACGUCGAGGACCGAACAUCUUCAAGACCGCAUCCACCAUCUCGAGGAGAAGCUGGAAAUUGCUCAGGAGGCGGCUCGUGCCGCUGCACAAGCCGCAAAGACAACGUCUGCUGAAACCAUCGUCUCGCCCUCGUCUGCCCACCCAAGAUCGACCCACGGCUCAAUGGCACUUCCUGAGAAGAUCUCACCCCAAGCCCUUCGCGAGUCCAUCAUGGUGCUUCAGGAGCAGCUUCAGGAGCGCGAACAGCGGAUCGAGGAACUCGAGCAGACCGUUGCCGACCUAGAUCCCGAAGCGGAGACCAAGAUUGCCAAGCGCGACGAAGAAAUUAUCUGGCUCAGGGAGCUCCUCGCAGUCAGGCAUGGCGAUCUUCAGGAUAUCAUCGGUGCUCUUUCCGCAGAGACGUUCGACAGGGCCCGUGUCAGGGAUGCGGCCAUUCGUCUCAAGGCCAACCUCCAGAUGGAAGAGCAGGAGCGUGAGCGUGCGAUGAACGGUGGCUCUGCCGUCAAUCUUCCCAGCAUCGCCCAGACCAUCCGUGAAGCUGCUACUCCUCGAGUGGCACAGGCGGUCGGCCCCAUUGCGGCCGCGUGGGGAAGCUGGCGCAAGGCUCAACCCUCUUUGAGCAGCCUCUCUGGUGUUCUCUCAUCGCCGGCGUCGGUAAAUAUGCGGAGCAACACUCCUUCCAAAGCAGGACCGCCAACUCAGGUUAACAACACCCUCUUAGGAGGGCUUUUGACGCCUCCUGCCUCGGGGCUUCGCCAGACCCCUCCUACAUCUUUCCAGACGACUCAGCCCGCCCCCUUCACCACAACUGGUCGUCGAUACACCGGUCAGCGCAGCGAGCAUACCAGUCGCGCGUCGAUCUCAUCUAGACGGUCGGAGAAGAUGCCUAUCGUCGGAACACCGCCUCGACACACGGAGCGUCCGGAGCCAGUCACUCCUCCCAUGAUGGAGCGGAGCGGCUACGACUCGGAUGCGAAUCCGGGCGACUUUGACGACCAUGGCUUCUUCGAUGACUAG